AUGAAUCACGAGGAGAAGAACAAGGAGAAAGUUAGCUCGUCUAGAGAACAAUGGAAGCCUUCAGAGGAUUUGAAACUCAGAGAGCUUGUGGCUGAGCAUGGUCCUCGAAACUGGAAUCAGAUUGCAGAAAAAAUACAAGGACGAACAGGUAAGACUUGUAGAGCAAGGUGGUCUCGCCAUCUUGAUCCAAUGAUCAACAAGGCAAGUUUCACUGAUAAAGAAGAAGCAAUACUACUUGAAGCUUACGAAAAAUUGGGUAGCAAAUGGUCUUUGAUCGCUAAGCUUCUCCCUGGAAGAUCUGACGAAGCAGUGAUAAACAAUUGGACCAGAAUCAUGAAAAGAAAGACAGAAGAUAGUGCAAGUGAUGAGAGUAGAGAGAUCAAUAACUCUAGCAGGAAGAUGCCACAAGAGGAAACCACUGACCUGAUCACAGAUGCAAUGCAAUGUUCAGCUCUUCAUCAUCACCUGUCUAUCGUACAUGCAGUUCCCUUGGCAAUGUCCGCACCACCGCAUGUCUCCAUCUCUCAACCAUCAUCAUCAUCAUCAUUACCAUCAAAAGCAGAAGAUACAAAGGUUAAGAUACCCCCGAAGUUUAUAGAUUUUCUUGGGGUAGGCGAUUCUUAA
This is a messenger RNA of Camelina sativa (false flax), 624 nucleotides long. The record is from RefSeq and is a predicted model, not a curated record. Lineage: Eukaryota; Viridiplantae; Streptophyta; Magnoliopsida; Brassicales; Brassicaceae.